AUGGCUUCGACUCUGAUAUCGUCAAAAGCAAAUUCAAAAAAAUCAUCGACUAAUAAUACAACAAUGAGUGGCAACUCAAAUGAAUCUCCUCUUACAGAAGAAGAAUUGAAAAAGAAAGAACCACCAAUAACAGUUAGUGACGUUCUUCGAUUACGAAAAUCUACGAAUAGCUAUCUAACAGAAACAGAUGAAAAUGCUUAUAAAAUUAAUUUUGUCCAUUUUCGAAUUCGUGAUAUGAACACGAACAAGAUUCUUUUUGAAGUUGAACGAGACUCUGAUGACGAUGAAUUCAAUGAUGAAGUUGAUUCAUCGGCUGGUCGCUUUGUUCAAUAUAAUUUUCCAUCGUCAUUCUUAAAACUAGAACAAGUCGGUGCUUCAGUCGAAUUUACUGUGGGCGAUCGAGAAGUAAAAUCUUUUCGAAUGAUUGAACGUCACUAUUUUCGUGAUCAACUGGUUAAAUCCUUUGAUUUCGACUUUGGAUAUUGCCCGCCAAAUACAAGAAACUCCAUUGAGCAUAUAUAUGAUAUGCCUAAAUUUGAUUCGAAACAAAUUAAGGAAAUGAUUGAGCAUCCGAAUGAAACUAAAUCAGAUAGUUUCUAUUUUGUCGACAAUCAAUUAAUUAUGCAUAAAAAAGCGGCUUACGCAUUUGAUCUGGGUAGUUCACAAUAA
This is a messenger RNA of Rotaria socialis, 669 nucleotides long. The record is from the annotation of a GenBank genome assembly. Lineage: Eukaryota; Metazoa; Rotifera; Eurotatoria; Philodinida; Philodinidae.